CUUACAGAGCAAUAUAAAUAUUGUGUUUCCCCACGGACAAUAAAAGACAGAGCACCAAAAUGGCUACCUCCUUACUUCGUCUAGGACGACUGGGGUCUCUCAAGGUUCUCCAGAAAGAGACCUGGAGUCUUUUGAGGAGCUCCUCUGCCGCGGCAUUCUGCACCAAGGCUGAGGAGCCAAAGAAAGCUGUUAAAAAGGCAACGGCUACAAAGACCUCAGAAGAGAGGGCUGCACUACAAGCCUACAACACCACGGUUGCCUUCCCCGUUAAGCUUUCAGCCUCAGGACUUUCCCCAGCACAGGCUCUAGGUGAAAUUGAAUCAGUGGCUAGCCCCGUCACUGCUGAAACAAUAAUAGCCGCAGCUGCAGAACCAGCUACCUUUUCCACUUCUGCAAGCCAUAUUGACUCUAUGCCUGCUGAAACUGCUGUGGCUGAAGAAACUGCUAGUUCUGCUGUAGAUGUGGCCGCUCCAGUCAUAGCGGUGGCUAAGUCUGCCCCUGCUUCUGAGAGUGUUGCAGAGAUCACAUCCCUUGUCACAGAGGAGGCCGCAGCACCAGAGACACCAGUAGUAGAAUCCACUACGCCAGUUGCAGAGGCUGCUCCAGUUGCUGAGGCUGUUGCCAGUGAAGCCACCCCAGUUGAAGUAGUCGUGGCAGAGGCACCUUCAGUAGCGGAGGCUUUCGCCGAACCUGCUCCAGUCGCUGACAUUGCUGCUCCCGUCGUCGAUUCUGCUCAACCUGUAAUCAACGCUGUCACGGAUGCCGCUCCCCCAGUUGCUGAGCCUGUCGUUGCUGCCAGUGAUGAAGCUCCCGCGCCAGAAGACAUUCCAGUUUCAGCCUCUGCCGAUCCACCUGUAGUUGAUGCUGCAGCCUCCACUGAACCUGGAGCCCCAGCCGUUGAAUCCUCAUCCAGUGAUUCUGACUCCGACUCUGACACCGACUCUGAUGAUGAGAUGUCCGAAGUGAAAUCAAAGGCAAAACCAGAUAUCUUAGCAGAAAAAAAGAAAGACGCAGAAAAGGAAGCAGUGGCUUUGCCCAGCGAUGCUGAGGUGGCAGUGCCGUCUGAUGCCAUCCUUGUGGCCACUGCUAAAGCUGUGCAAGAAGCUACACGUGCAGCGCCUCUGAACGCCAUUCCUGAAACUGUCAAGGAAGAAGCACCAGAAGUUGUAGCCGAAGCAGCAUCAGAAGUCACCAAAGAAGUUCAAGCGACCGCUUCAGAAGUUGCAAGUGCUGAGCUGGUUGACCCCACCUCUGUCCUGGAAGCAGCCCCAGUGAAAGCUACCCUGGAAGUUGGCCCUGAAACUGCCCCUGCUACAAGUUUUGAGGAGCUAGUAGACUCUGCCCCUGAGAUCGCUAGUGUACCCAAAGAGAUUUUUGCAGAAGCUGCUCCAGAGGUUGAAGUGACGCCUCCAGAAGUCACAGCUGCACUAGAAGUCACUCCAAAAGUUGUACCGGAAGCAGCAGAAGAAGCAUCUAAAGCUGCCCCUGUAGAAAUUGCUGCUGAAACCCCUGUUGAACCUACGGCGGAAGAUGCAGCGGCCGUUGCUAAAGCUGCCCCAGUUGAAGCCGCAGCAGAGGUGCUGGUAGACAUCGUCCCUGUAGUGGCUGAAGCCACAGGAGAGGAGCUGAUAGACAACGCCCCUGUAGUGGCUGAAGCCGCAGGAGAGGAGCUGAUUGCAGAGGCCCUGGCUGAGGCAGAACCGAAUGAGACAUCAGAGGAGGCGGCAGCUGCACCUCCAGAGCCAGCCCCCGAGCCUUUCGACAACAGCACUUAUAAGAACCUCCAGCACCACAACUACAACCACUACACCUUCGCAGACUUGGACCUGGAGAUGGCCAAGUACCGUCUGCCCCAGCCCUCCCCCAGGCACUGAGACAGACUGGAACCCAGGCCCCAUGUCCGCAGACAGCAUGUCCCUGAUCCCGCUGACCACCCCAUAUCUUUAUUAGAAUAAUAAUGAUUUUGCCUUGUACUUUAUGAUCCCUAAGAUGUGCUUGUAAUUCUGUUUAUAAGAAAUCGUAUAUUAAACUACACAAAAGGGA
Messenger RNA from Salvelinus fontinalis (brook trout), 2043 nucleotides. RefSeq names its product calphotin-like. NCBI's taxonomy places the organism in Eukaryota, Metazoa, Chordata, Actinopteri, Salmoniformes, Salmonidae. Gene Ontology annotation, biological process: mitochondrial ATP synthesis coupled electron transport. Gene Ontology annotation, cellular component: mitochondrion. The transcript has 4 exons. Gene Ontology annotation, molecular function: metal ion binding; ATP binding. The record is from RefSeq and is a predicted model, not a curated record. Bases 60 to 1874 code for a protein of 604 amino acids.